AUGUCCCCAACUUCUGUAACCAUCUUUCUCUCUUUGCUAGUUUUUUAUCUCUUCUCCCCUUCAUCGUUCACGUAUGCCCGAUAUGAUCCUACACCAAAUGCCGAAAGAGUUAUAAACUCGCUUAAUUUAUUUUCUGAUCAUGAUGUCAAUAUCGUCAAUGAUGAUUCCUCAAGUCUUUUGGAGAAGAGAUUCAAGUUCCCUUCUCUUCCUUACUCCAAACCCAAUAUUGAAGAUCUUGGACAUCAUGCUGGUUAUUAUCGCCUUCCAGGUACUAUAGGUGCAAGGAUGUUCUACUUUUUCUUUGAAUCAAGAAACAAUGAGACUGACCCAGUAGUGUUAUGGUUGAGUGGUGGACCUGGAGGCAGUACUAGUAUUGCAUUAUUUUAUGAAAAUGGUCCAUUUCAUAUCGCAGAAGACUCAUCUCUCAUAUGGAAUGAUUAUAGUUGGAAUAAGGUCUCAAACAUUAUAUUUGUUGACCAACCUAUCGGAACUGGUUUUAGUUAUUCAAUUGAUGAUACGGAUAUAAGACGCAAUCUAGUUGAUGUCACCAAGGAUUUGUAUAACUUCUUGCAGGCCUUUUUUAACGAACAUCCUAAACUUGUUCAAAAUGAUUUUUUCAUAACUGGACAAUCUUUUGCUGGACACUAUGCUCCAGUUUUGGCAUCUCAUAUCCAUCAAGAAAAUAAAGCCAACCCAAAAAUUCAUAUAAAACUUAAGGGAGUUGCCAUUGGUAAUGGACUUACAAAUCCUAGACUCCAAUAUGAAAUAUUACCAUAUUACGCUCGACGUUGUAAGUUAAUAGAAGAAGAAGAUUAUUUGCAUAUAAAGAACACGAUGCUUCCAAAAUACAUGGGUAAUGAAACUGAUUGCCUCAUUGCAUUUGAUAGUUGUGAUGGUAUGUUUGGCGAAAUCCACAGAAGAACCCAAAAUAUAAAUUAUUAUGAUUAUAGAAAGCCACGUAUUGGCCACUUGAACUAUGACUUCUCUCGCUUGGAGAAUUUUAUGAAUAAUCAAGAAGUAAAGGAAGCUCUAGGUGUACCAGACAUACCAUUUGUUACAUUAAGCUCUAAGGUAUAUGAGGCAAUGGAGGGAGAAUAUAUGAAAAAUUCUGAUACAGGAAUUCCAGCUCUACUUGCAGAUGGAAUUAAAGUCCUUAUCUAUGUGGGAGAAUUUGAUCUCGUAUGCAACUAUGUUGGAAAUUUUAAACGGGUCACUGAAAUGGCAUGGCAUGGUAAGGAAGAAUUUCUUAAACCUCAAAGUCUUGUGUCAUUUUAUGUUGAUGGUAUCGAAAUGGGAGCGUUGAGAAGCCAUGGACCUUUAUCGUUUCUCCAGGUUUAUGAUGCUGGUCAUAUGGUUCCAAUGGAUCAACCAAAAACUGCCUUACACAUGAUUCAAAGAUGGAUGCAAGAAGCAUAG
Tripterygium wilfordii is the source of this 1416-nucleotide messenger RNA. RefSeq names its product serine carboxypeptidase-like 47. Bases 1 to 1416 code for a protein of 471 amino acids. Gene Ontology annotation, biological process: proteolysis. Gene Ontology annotation, molecular function: serine-type carboxypeptidase activity. Gene Ontology annotation, cellular component: vacuole. Lineage: Eukaryota; Viridiplantae; Streptophyta; Magnoliopsida; Celastrales; Celastraceae. The record is from RefSeq and is a predicted model, not a curated record. The transcript has 9 exons.